Molecule: messenger RNA, 595 nt
Organism: Lolium rigidum
Lineage: Eukaryota; Viridiplantae; Streptophyta; Magnoliopsida; Poales; Poaceae
Product: putative lipid-binding protein AIR1
Exons: 1
Coding region: 1-393 (130 amino acids)
Source: RefSeq, a predicted model, not a curated record
AUGGCGAACCGCGGCGGCACCGCAGUCCUGGCGCUCCUCCUCACCGCGGCGACACUCUCCUCCGCCGCCAGUACGGCGGUCACGACCGGCGCGGCGCGCAAGGUGCUGUCGACAAAGUGCAGCCCGGCCGACCCGUUCUGCCCGUGGGAGGCCGUCAAGUUGGGCGCGUGCGCCGCCGCGCUCGGCGUCGUGGACGCGCAGGCCGGCGCGCAGCUCGGGAGCAAGUGCUGCGAGCUUGUCAGCGGGCUGGUUGCGGCGGAGGCGGCCGCGUGCCUCUGCAUCGCCGCCAAGGAGAGCGUGCUCGGCGUCGUCACCGCGGAGUGGUCCGUCGGCGUCGAGCUCCUCGCCAGCACCUGCAAGAAGGAGAUCCCCGACGGCUUCAAGUGCGUGUGAUUGCUUGGUGCAAGCUGCGAGCGUCGUCCAAGUGAAAAUAGCGAUUUCUCUUCUCUGGCUUCUGACUUGUGAACAUUUGCAUACUGUCAAUUUGCUUCAGAAGUGUAUUUGCACGAUGGAGUGGAGAAUUUUGUUUUUUUAGAAGAAGUAUUGCUUUCUUUGACUUCUGAGUUGUGAACAUGGCAUAUUGUCCUUUUGCUCA